Molecule: messenger RNA, 1158 nt
Organism: Triplophysa dalaica
Lineage: Eukaryota; Metazoa; Chordata; Actinopteri; Cypriniformes; Nemacheilidae
Gene: gipc3
Product: GIPC PDZ domain containing family, member 3
Exons: 7
Coding region: 1-1017 (338 amino acids)
Molecular function (GO): protein binding
Source: RefSeq, a predicted model, not a curated record
AUGCAGCAGGAGUCCGAGAAGACGACGUGUGACCGGGAGCCCAUGCCGAACGGAGAGGCCAUGAGUCCGGACGUGCAGGACUCGAAAGGUUCGGUGGGAGAUGAGGACAACCAGGGUGUGGCUCCCUCAGCGCCACCGCUGCCCCAGGAAGAUCUGUCUUCUGGGCAUCCUCCGUGUCCUAGGCCCAAGUUAGUCUUUCACACGCAGUUGGCUCAUGGAAGCCCGACGGCACGCAUUCAUGGAUUCACUAAUGUGAGGGAACUGUACGCCAAGAUUGCCGAGGUCUUCAACAUCUCAGCGUCUGAGAUCCUUUUCUGCACGCUGAAUUCCCAUAAAGUUGACAUGCAGAAGCUUCUGGGAGGUCAGAUCGGCCUGGAGGACUUCAUCUUUGCUCAUGUGAGAGGAGAAGCCAAAGAGGUGGAGGUGAUCAAGACAGAAGAUGCGCUCGGCCUGACCAUCACAGACAAUGGGGCGGGUUAUGCCUUCAUUAAAAGGAUAAAGGAAGGCAGCACCAUUGACAGAAUAAAACCGGUGUGCGUUGGCGAUCACAUCGAGGCCAUAAAUGACCAGAGUAUUGUGGGAUGUCGACAUUACGAAGUUGCAAAGAUGCUGAAGGAGCAGCCGAGAGGAAUUCCCUUCACACUGCGUCUCGUGGAGCCCAAGAAAGCUUUCGACAUGAUAGGCCAACGGACGAGGGCUCCCAAAUCCAGCGAGGGCAAAAUGGUGACAGGGAAAGAGACCCUUCGGCUACGGUCCAAAGGAGGAGCGACCGUCCAGGAAAUGCCCAAUGAGUUGGAAGACACGGUCAUCAGAAAGGUGGAUGAGCUUUUGGAGAGCUACAUGGGAAUCCGGGAUGAGGAGCUCGCGACCACCAUAGUGGAAGCCGGGAGGGACAAAAAGAACGCCAACGAUUUCGCAGAGGCGCUCGACUCUGUUCUGGGUGACUUUGGGUUUCCUGACGUCUUUCUGUUUGACGUGUGGGGUGCUCUCGGAGACGUAAAGAACAAACGUAUUUAGAGCGGAUCUGAUGGUUCAGGCUGAUUUGUGACGUCUGUCAGCCAUUUUCGUACACAAUCCUCCUGAUUCCCAUGCCGGUCCUGAAGAAUGUAAAAUGUCAAGGAAUUCCAGGCUGAAAUCCAACAUUCUUGCUUGUCGAGC